Molecule: messenger RNA, 1086 nt
Organism: Saprolegnia parasitica CBS 223.65
Lineage: Eukaryota; Oomycota; Saprolegniomycetes; Saprolegniales; Saprolegniaceae
Exons: 8
Coding region: 1-1086 (361 amino acids)
Biological process (GO): protein targeting to membrane; ubiquitin-dependent protein catabolic process via the multivesicular body sorting pathway; protein targeting to vacuole
Cellular component (GO): ESCRT I complex
Source: RefSeq, a predicted model, not a curated record
AUGUCCUUCUUCUUCGGCAAAGCCCCGCCCAAGCCCGCGCCGCCCGUUCAUACGGGCGCUUCCUCGGAGCUCAUGCGACUGCGAGGCCGUCAGAUCGCGAGCCUUGUCCGGGCCGGGGGCCAAGCCAUCAACCACGAGCAAUCGAUCUUCGACGUCGUCGUGCGCCUCGCCGACGCGCGCUCGCUCACAUUGCGAAUCUCGCUGCCCGACGAGUUUCCGAUGCAAGCCCCAUUGAUCCAAACGACGUCGCGCGUGCAGCAUAGCUGGCUCGACGCGCAAUGCCGCGUCGUCGGCCACAUUGACCUCGCAAGCUGGGGCGUCCAUGCCGACCUGGGGCGCAUCGUAAAUGACAUUUUGAGCGAGUUCCAGCGAAACCCACCGGUCGUCGCGGGGCGCGUGACGUCGACACCGCCGCCGGCGUACCACGCACCUGUGUCGCCGGCCUACACGCAGCCGUUCUACCCUUCGUCGUCGGGCGCGGCCUCGUAUGCGACGCCAUACAACAACAAUACGAGCCAAAGCUCGUCGUACACGCGCGAGAAGACGCCGCCGCCGCUCAAGGCGCGCGACCCAUACAUGCACACGCAGACGCCGGCCAUUCCGACGUCGUUUCCUGAACUCGACGAGCUCUCCAUUACGCAACUGGAGAAACUCGUGAGCGACCGCCAAGCGCUCAAAGCGUACAUCCGCAACAUGGACGCCGUCAUCAACUUUAUGAAGCUGUACGACGACCUUGUCAAAGGAAACGCCGAGCUCGCGGAGAAGAACCUGAGCUACGAGGGGACGCUGGCGACGCUGCAGAUGGACAUCCAGAGCCUCAAAUCGCAGGUCCAGGCCGCGCAAGAAGUCCUGAGCCUCAAGCAAGUGCGGCAGCAAGAGAUCCUCUCGCGCGUGCGAGGCGACGUGCUCGUGGCGCGGGUGACGCAAGCCGCGGACGAAGUUGACGAGGCGACCGAGGACAUUGGCAGCCGCUUCACGAAUGGCGAGAUGGACGUCAGCCAGUUCCUCGCCGAGUUCCUCCCAAGCCGAAAGCUGUACCACCAGCGCAUGGCCAAAGUCGAGCGCUUCAACCAGCAGCAGCAAUAG